AGCACAGGACACACGACACACGACACACGACACACGACCACCGCGGCUGGAAUCAUUCGAAUCACAGAGAUCUUCCAUCAUUCUCAAGGCCUGAAGACGAAGCAGACUUCGUCGACACCUUUCAAUCCAAUUCCAUUGUUUCCGUUUCCUUUGUAGAAGAAAGGCAUUUGAUACUCUUUGUCAUCUCGGCUGCUGCAUCAAAGCGUGAGGCGGAUUGCUUCAAGAAGUGUUUUUUUUAAAGUUAGCGGGUAUCUUGUUUGUGGCUAUCUUUUCCCGAAUCGAAUCCAUCACCAUCUCCUGCUACUUAAGAUAUCAAGAUAUCUCCUAGUAUCCUCUACCAAGAUCAUAUAGAUAACCAUGCCAAAGGAGGGCAAGAAUACGAUGCAGGGCAUUAAAGCCUUUGUCCCUGUGGCUGACAAUCCCACUGAAGCUUCUACUCGAGAGCUGGCUGGAAGGGUAUCUUCCAUUUUGAGUCCGGAUUCACUGACAUCUCUCAAGAAUCGAAGAGCGACAUCCGUGGGAAAUACCGCCACGGACAGCGGCAGCAGUCGAUUUUCCACCGCUGGCGGCAGCACACGAAUUGGCUUAAGCCACAGCCAGCACAAUGCUAACAGCACCAAGAAUUUUGCGGCCGAAAUCAAGACAACGGAUGUCCUGGCAGAGGAAGUAUCGAACAUUUUGGGUUCCACAGUUCUGGGGGCUUUUCAUAAGAGCUCCUCCACAAACGACAAUAAACAGCCACCGGAAUCUGGAAAGAAAAAAACAAAAGAUAGUGGUGGUAAUGGCAAAAAGCCUUCGAAACAAAGAUCCAAGUCUCCCAUCAGAAAAUCAGGCGAGACGCUCUCCUACGACGACGUGGAUAUCGACGAGGAAUCCGACGAUUACGACGAAGGAGGAGUAUCCGACACCAACAGCGAUCGAAAAAGCAGGUCGCGUCGUCAGGGAGAAAAAGACAAACACAAACCAAGAGCUCGUUCGUCGGGAGCCGUGGUCCGCGGCAGCAGCAAAAGGAGUACAUCCCCAUGUCGGCGUGCCAAAAGCACCGACGGUGGAGUCAAACCAACGAGAAAAGGCAAAAAGGAUGCCAGCAGCAAGCGAGAACUGCACGAAAAAGAAUUUGCCAAUCAUGCUGAUAAUGUCGGCAUUGAUUUGGAAGAUGGAUUGGACGAAUUCGAACAUGAAUUGGAAGAGUCUGCAGGAUCCUCCCAAGACGAAGCAGAUCGCGGUAAAAAUCGAAGUGAUCGACCUCAGCGACAACGAUCAAACACAGGUCGUGUAAGACAGAAUCGCCGUGCUCAGUCAGGAGGAAGAGGGGAGGCAGGCGGAAGAGGUCGAGGACGUGGUGGACGAAGAGGCCGCGGAGGUCGUCGAGGUCCAAGACAACGCGGCAAUAUUCAGGCCGCGCAAUUGGCUCAGAUGGCCACGAGCGACCACAAACGAUUCCGUGAAGAAGAUUAUGUGCAAUAUGAACCCGAAUCAGAAUCGGAGGAAGAAGAAACGCAACAAGAACAAGAGAAAAAGACUGAUAAGGAUGGCACAGGCUUGGGAUUUGCAUUAGUUGAUGGAGCAGAAUUCGUCUCAGACAUCACGGAAGGAGCUGCGGCUGCUGCCAGCAUGGCGGUUGGGGGCGCAUCGGAGGCUGCAGGGGCCGUGUUGAACGUGGCUGCUACGGCCGGAGAUACGUUGCUGGAUGUCGGAGGUCUGGUUGGUGGCACCGUUUUUGGUGCUUUGAAUACAGCAGCUGCUACUGUAGGCGAAAGGGCGCAGAGGGUGGUCGGGGGAGAGUCUGAAUACGACGACUUUGAUGCGACCGACUCUGAAGAAGAGCAGGGUCCAGAGAAAAAGACUGACAGUGGAAAACAGGCGUCCUGGGGUUUCAUACAAGGUGGCGUUGCAGGCCCUUCCGUGUGAUCCAUGCCCAGCAACCAGCCAGAGCUUUUUGUUGCGUCUAGCGUGUAAUAGAAACGAUAUUCGUUUUCGUGGCUUCUAGCUAGUGUUAAAGUUGUUUUUUAAAAUGCUAUGGUACCAGUUAUAACACUAACGUAGCCUGUUCAGGUCUUCAAGACAAUCGUCGAGCUACGCUCAGUUACAAAAAACUGGCAUAAAAAUAAAAUAUCUGACUAAGAUUUUAGCCUGAAAGCCAAC
Messenger RNA from Seminavis robusta, 2145 nucleotides. NCBI's taxonomy places the organism in Eukaryota, Bacillariophyta, Bacillariophyceae, Naviculales, Naviculaceae. The record is from the annotation of a GenBank genome assembly.